Molecule: messenger RNA, 693 nt
Organism: Penicillium macrosclerotiorum
Lineage: Eukaryota; Fungi; Ascomycota; Eurotiomycetes; Eurotiales; Aspergillaceae
Product: DsbA family oxidoreductase
Exons: 2
Coding region: 1-693 (230 amino acids)
Molecular function (GO): oxidoreductase activity
Source: RefSeq, a predicted model, not a curated record
AUGACCAACUUCAAGAUCCAGAUAAUCUCCGACACCGUCUGCCCGUGGUGCUUCGUCGGCUACCGGCGCCUCUUGCGCGCCAUCACUGCACACCGCGGUGCCCACCCAGACGACACCUUCUCCCUCAACUGGUCCGCCUUCUAUCUGAACCCAGACGCGAAGCGCUACCCUGGCAUCAAUAAGCAGGACAUGUACAACAGGAAAUUCGGCGCCGAGCGCGCCGCGGCAAUGUUCACGCGGCUCAUGGCGGUAGGCGAAGCCGACGGCAUUGCGUUCCGGUUCGGCGGGAAGACGGGAUCGACGCGGGACUCGCACCGGCUGCUAUGGUUCGCGGCGCAGGAGGAGAAAGCGCAGGGCGAAGCGAGGGAUGCCGGCGUGGUGGGCGGGCUGCAGACGCGGGUGGCUGAAAACCUAUUCCAGGCGUACUUUGAGGAGGAGAAGAACAUCACAGAUGCGGCUGUGCUGCUGGAAGCUGCUGUUCAGGCGGGAAUGGAUGAGGGCGCAGUGCAGAAGUUUUUGGAUUCGGAGGAUGGCGGCGAUGCCGUGGAUGCGGAGGCUCUGAUGGCAUCGCGCAGCCUAGUCACGGGCGUGCCGUAUUUCUCGCUGCAAGAGAAGUACUCAGUGGAGGGAGCGGAUGAGCCGGAGACCUUCUUGGAGUUGUUUGGGCGGAUUAAAGAGGAGGAAGAGAAGUAG